AUGUCUGACUCUUCUGGUACUGGUAUUGGACCGAUCGAGCUGCCUUUCGAACGCUCGAUCUGGUUUGGGAACAGCCUCAGCCUCAUUCUCUAUGGCGUCGAAUGUACCCUCUAUUUCUACUCUUGCUAUCUCAUCUGGAAGUUACCACCUACACAACGACGACGCCGAAAGUUCUACAUCAUCUAUGGCGGUGUUCUUCUCAUCCUCCUCUCAUUCGCUAUGGGCUGCGAUGUUCUCAUCGGACAGAUGAUGUGGAUCGAACACAGAGACUAUCCAGGAGGCCCUUUCACCUAUUUCGUCGACCAUACCACCAUCUGGUUCAACACACUCGGUAGCGCAGCAGAUUCCGCAGGCAACUGUUUGGCCGAUGCAUUGUUGCUUUACAGAGCCUACAUGAUCUGGGAAUGUCGCCUCUGGAUAAUCGCCGUCCCCUUCCUGCUCUGGCUCGCAGCCACAGUCUUCAAUAUCCUCACCGUCGUCGAAUCCGCACUCCCAGGGAACUUCCUCCUCGACUCCUUCGUCGCAGGUUUCGGUGUCCCAUGGAUCGCGCUCACCGUUUCCCUCAACGUCAUCCUCACGUCUCUCAUAUGUUUCCGUUUGUACACGAUGAGGAAGCAGGUGCUCGUGGCGCCAGGUUUGGCGGCGGAUAUGGGAAAGACGUAUACGGGUUUGAUGGCGAUUUUGGUGGAGAGCGCAUUGCCGUUCACUGUGCUUGGGAUCGGGUUCUUGGUCACGUAUGCAUUGGAUGAUCCGACGGAUUUGGCAUGGGGCUUUAUUUGGGGGAAUUUCACGGCUAUCUCCCCGCAAAUGAUCAUCCUCCGUAUCGCAAUGGGUCAAGGCUGGACAAGAGGCACCGCCGCCCAAUUCACCACGACCAUGUCCUUCGCGCAUCCCGACGACGAGUCACACGUCCAGCCACCACGAUCACGGCUUAGGAACCCCAUGCGACGCAGUCAGCGCGAGACAGUGGAAACCGGUACGGGGAUUUCCUGGGCAAUAAGUGGUGGGCAGACGCAGACCACGGAUCCGACAAGUACGUGGUCGGGGGAUGUGGGAAGCGAUGGGAGGGGGACGACAGCGGUGGAUAGCGGGACUGUGGCGAAGUCAAAGAGAUCGGAGAGGAGUCUGGGGACUGAAGGGGAUGAGAAGGACAUGGAGGAGAAGUCGGAUUAUUCUGCGUCGCGCUCGGGGGGUGGGUCGGCGAAUAUGGCGUAG
Molecule: messenger RNA, 1215 nt
Organism: Stereum hirsutum FP-91666 SS1
Lineage: Eukaryota; Fungi; Basidiomycota; Agaricomycetes; Russulales; Stereaceae
Exons: 4
Coding region: 1-1215 (404 amino acids)
Source: RefSeq, a predicted model, not a curated record